Molecule: messenger RNA, 1701 nt
Organism: Penicillium atrosanguineum
Lineage: Eukaryota; Fungi; Ascomycota; Eurotiomycetes; Eurotiales; Aspergillaceae
Exons: 5
Coding region: 1-1701 (566 amino acids)
Biological process (GO): regulation of transcription by RNA polymerase II
Cellular component (GO): nucleus
Molecular function (GO): RNA polymerase II cis-regulatory region sequence-specific DNA binding; DNA-binding transcription factor activity, RNA polymerase II-specific
Source: RefSeq, a predicted model, not a curated record
AUGACUGCCCAAAACCAGGCAGAUGCUUUCUGCCUCGAGUGCCAUUGGGAGGAUUUCCAUAUUGAUGGCAAGGGCCCUACGGAUUCCUCGGGGGCUCCCCGACCCCAAUGGCCCUGCUCGGACCAUAACCAUCACAACUCGCUAGGGUGUGAGGUCGACGAGGCCUGCUGUGAUGUGGACGAUUGCCAGGUAGAUGAUUGCGCGCUAGACUGUGGGUCAAUAUGCGGCGGCUUCGUGGAGUGUGACGCUUCGAGCGUCUGUUCCGUGCCUCACUGCGAUGACACCCACUGCGAUGAGCAAAACUGUGAAAGCACAGACCCUGUCUGCUUUGAGGAUCACUGUUGUGAUGCCACUGCUGAGCCAGAUUGCGGCUUCGACUCCUUGUUCGGUCUAAAUACUCCUUUUCCCCUGGACACAUCGACUUUGUUACCUUCUACCACCAUGAAUGACCAUGUUGGCGAACCGGGCAAAUUCCCAGAGCAUACUGUGCCCAGGCCUCUUGACCCGUGCUACCAUCAUGACUUCCUACACUCGUACCAGGCUCAUGCCAACCACUGUGAUGGUAAUGUCUCCAAUCACCUCGAAUGUCAUGACUUCCAAAAGGAUCUUCAGGGGCUGUUUCCGACCCAGCACUACCCUAUCCAAACGGACGUUAACCCAGCAGAGGUCUUCCAUAUGAUGGGGAUGUGUUCGGACUACUCCAUCUGCGAGAAUCCCCAAGUACCCGAGCAACAACCCGCGACUCAUCUCGAGAAAACUAAACUUGAACCUACAAUGAACCCUUUACAUUGCGCUCACCCCGAACAUCACCAUGUCCAUGGCGACUUCAAGAACCCUAACGACCUGAACCUUCAUAUCCCUCGAGGGCCGCACCGCAAUCAUCACCGAUGCAGAGGCCAUCACCACCUCCACUCCCAUCCCUAUUCACCUUACUCUCGCCAGUCACGAUCUAGCGUGAGCUCGCAUUUCCUUUCGAGUCCCGGAGAGACUCCACCCCCGCUGGACGGUGGUGUAUCGUCGGUCUUAACGACCCCCGACUUCUCCGCUGAAGAUAGCGACUUGCAUAUUUGCAAAUGGGUAAUCUCAAUACACGGGUUGGAAGCUGCCUGUGGCGCAACUUUUGCAGACGCUGGCGCUUUGCAAGAUCAUUUGGUCGCUAGCCAUAUGAAUACUGUUGAUGGAGCUAGAGGCAACGGAUACUAUUGCUGCUGGGAAGGGUGCCAUCGCCCAGAUGAGCCAUUUUCUCAAAAGUCAAAACUCCAGGGCCAUUUCCUCACCCACAGCAACUACAAAAACUUCAGGUGCUCCGUGUGUGGCAAGUCAUUUGCUCGACAGGCAACCUUGGAUCGCCAUGAGCGCAGUCAUCGUGGUGACAAGCCCUAUAGGUGCAAGAUCUGUGCGAAAACAUUCACAGAUAGUAGUGAACUGAAAACGCACUCGCGAACCCAUUCCGGCGAGAAGCCAUUUAAGUGCACCUAUCCUGGAUGCAAUUUCCAAACUGGAGAUUCAUCCAAUAUGUCAAGCCACCGGCUGACCCAUGGCGAGCGCAGGCAUAAAUGCCCUUACCCUGGUUGUGCCAAGAGCUUCACUCGCCCUGAUCAAUUGAAACGCCACCAACGGACAACACACAAGGAACCAUCUUCCACCCUUCCAUCCCCCAGCCCCGACCACUUUACUCUCACUCCCUUCGCCGUGGUCUAA